AUGGAAUUAACCUUCACAUCUGAAGAAAUUGACAAGUGUCUAAUUCUGAAUAAAUACAAUGAUCAAAAGGAAUACAGCCAACAACAGUUCUUAAAGAUGGUUCGCGAUAAAAUUCACAACCUUUGGAACUGUGUAUUCAGAACUGAUACAAAACCUGUAAAAUCAGGUUCAUCCAUCUACUUCUAUCGGAAAUGUGAGUCGUCGAAUCUCACGUCACAUCAAAGUCAUAUCACUGUAAAUGUAAAUGAAAGUGAAGUGAUAAAUGAGAAUUUGAAAAUGACGGUCAUCCAAUUAAGUCCACCACUUCAUAUUAUUACUUUAAUUACUGCUUCUGAAUCUUAA
This is a messenger RNA of Clunio marinus, 342 nucleotides long. NCBI's taxonomy places the organism in Eukaryota, Metazoa, Arthropoda, Insecta, Diptera, Chironomidae. The record is from the annotation of a GenBank genome assembly.